AUGAUUAGGAUCUUCUGGCCAUGGCCUGACCAACAGAAUGAUCCUGGGAGGAACUUGACGGACGAUACCAAGAGGCGACACAUUGCCCAAAAUCAGGAGUUUUAUCAUAUACUAUUAAGCCACAACCUCUUAAAUGUGAAUUUUAUUCUUAGCUCUGUCACUGACUAUCGCAGGAUGGAAAUUAACGAUGUACCGACCGAUUCGAGACAGACUCAGCUCUGUCUGGUAGCAUGGAUAUUUACCGGUAUGGCCAUCGUCACCGUCCUGGCCAAGCUCUUUACAACGAUAGUCAUCUUUCAAAGACCUGGCUGGGAUGACUUGUUGAUUCUGUUAUCAUUGAUUGGAAGCAUCGUUGCUUCUUCUCUGGUACAGGCCUCUGCAGAUCUUGGUUUGGGUCGACACACAGCUUCUGUCGCUGCAGAGCCUGGAGGCGUACAAAGGAUGGUUAAGACCAAGAUUCUGCAAGUUGUUGGCUACCCUUUCAACAUUAUGGCCUACAGUCUCCCUAACGUUGCCAUCUUAAUCCUCAUCGAACGACUCGUCGGCAACACGAAAAUAAUGUCCCGCCGAUUCCUUCGUAUCGUCGUAGCUAUACAGAUUCUUCUCGCUGCGAUAUCUGUCGUCAUCAUCUUUGCUCAAUGUCGACCUACCAAGAUGCUAUGGGAUCAGUCAGCCACAGGGGAAUGUUGGAGUCCAGACGUCUUCAACCACUCUUCUUAUGUCGUCAGCAGUUUUACCGUCUUGACUGAUCUCGUCCUUGCUGUUGUCCCGAUCCAUGCGUUUUGGAAAUUAAAACUGAAGAGACAAGAGAAGCUGGAGAUCACAUUCAUGUUGGGCUUGACAUUCCUUUCUGCCGUUUUCACAAUUGUCAAGGCAACGUACUUGUAUACCUUCAAUGAUCGAACGGAUCCUUUAUACAACGUCGUGACUUUAAUUAUUUGGGGCUUCGCAAUUGGUUACAUCAAGAGUGGCAUUGGAGCCGACCUGAAGCAUAACGAGUCAAUAUCCGAGGUUCCUCUCGGUGAUAUGCAACCCAAACAGGAGAAAGAAAGUCAACUCAGUCUUGAACGGAAUAGUUCUACAGAAGAACUGAAUGGAAAUGCGGGCAAGGGUAUAACUCUAAAAAGGCUAUCAAGUACGUAUUAG
Fusarium venenatum is the source of this 1146-nucleotide messenger RNA. RefSeq lists its product as uncharacterized. NCBI's taxonomy places the organism in Eukaryota, Fungi, Ascomycota, Sordariomycetes, Hypocreales, Nectriaceae. The record is from RefSeq and is a predicted model, not a curated record.